GACGUCACUAGGAAGGCUGAAAGUAAAAGUAAUCAGCGCUGUGAGACUCCCAGCUUGUGCUGUUUCACCCAAGGAGGACUCAGGGAAUGUGAUCAGCAGCUCAAUAUCUUGGAACUGGUGGUGCAGAGAUGGCUGACGGGAUAGAACCAGUCCUAACUGAAGCAACUCAGGCUGGGAGGUGUGUCAAGCAGAAGUACCGCAGUAGCACACACUCGCAAGGGCUAAUAGAUGGACUUUUGUCAUUACGUGAAGAAGAGAUACUGUUUGACGUGGUGCUGCUGGUAGAGGGGAAGCCUAUUAAAGCUCACCGCAUCCUCCUGGCUGCUUCCUGUGACUAUUUCAGAGGCAUGUUUGCUGGGGGUUUGCGGGAGAUGCAGCAGACUGAAAUCCCUAUUCAUGGAGUUACACACACUGCCAUGGCCAAACUGUUAGACUUCAUCUACACGUCUGAGCUUGUGCUGGAUCUGGACACGGUGCAGGAGGUGCUGUGUGCUGCGACCCUCCUGCAGAUCCAGGAUGUGAUUGGCUUCUGCUGUGAGUUCCUCUUCUCUUGGAUGGACGACGAUAACAUCCUGGAAGUGGAGAAGCUGGCCGAUGCCUAUGGGCUGAAGCAGCUUGACGAGAAGGUGCACUCGUACCUCCUGAAGAAUAUCCAGACCUUCUCACGCACUGCGAUAUAUCGCCAACUGCCAGCUGAGAAGGUUCUGCGUGUUCUGUCGAGCGAUGAUCUAGAGGUGAGCUCAGAGAACGAGGUUUUCGAGGCAGCACUGCACUAUUACUACAGUCCUGAGCAGGUGGAGAAGGACCAAGUGUGCCUAAAGGAGCCCAUGUGCAUGAUGGAUGCUGUGCGCUUCUGUCUCAUGGAGCAAGCCGCCUUGAAGCACCUGUAUAGCCGCAUGGAGGCGAGCCCGCUGCGUAAAAUCAUCUCCUUUGCCCUGCACUACCACAGCAACAGUCUUUGGCAGCCAGUCAUGCAGAGUCCCCUGAGCCAACCUCGCUCCAACUGCCACUGCAUCCUGGGGUUCGGGGGCAUAUUUUCAUCUGGCGUGCUCGCCGACAACGACAAAUGUUUCCAGAUCUUCCACCCGUCCUGGGGGGAAUGGCGCAACCUCGGGGCUGACGGCGCACCCCGUAUGUCCAACAUGGGCAUUGCGCUGCUGAAUAACUUUGUCUACCUGAUAGGUGGAGACAACAACACAAGCGGGUUUAGAGCUGAGUCACGGUGUUGGAGAUACGAUCCUCGACACAACUCUUGGUGUGAUAUCAAGCCUCUUCAGCAGCAGCAUGCAGAUCACUGUGUGUGUGUAGUGGAGAGCUGCAUCUACGCUAUUGGAGGGCGUGACUACAGCACCGAGCUGAACUGUGUGGAGCGCUAUGAUCCCCAGACAAACACCUGGGAGUAUGUGGCUCCAAUCAAACGUGAGGUGUACGCCCAUGCUGGGGCAGUGGUCGAUGGGAAGAUCUACAUUGCAUGUGGCCGUCGAGGAAUGGCCUACCUGAAGGAGACCUACUGCUUUGACCCACAAGCCAACCAGUGGACUGCGUGUGCUGAGGGCCCUGUGGAGCGAGCCUGGCACGGGAUGGCAGUGUACGGAGGGCGUGCUUAUGUAAUCGGUGGAAGCAACGACAGCUGCGGUCACAGACGGGAUGUUCUGAAGGUGGCGUGCUAUAACCCAGCUGAAGAUUCCUGGUCUGUGGUGUGUCCUUUACUGUCGGGGCAUGGCGAGCCUGGCAUGGCCGUGUUAGAUGGGCGGAUUUACGUGCUGGGUGGGAGAUCACACGACAAAGGCAGCCGCAUGAAGUAUGUGCAUAUCUAUGAUCCUGAGGGUGACUGCUGGGAGAGCGGCGCCCCUCUGGAUAUCCGAGUGUCGGGUUUGUCUGCCUGCGUCGCACUUAUUCCUAAAAACACACUUCCACAAGCUUGUAACCCUACGCAUGGAGCCGAAGCACAAUGGCACGAAGUGGAAUGGGACGAGUCGGAGCACUCAAGCGAGGACGGCUGAGGCAGGUUUUUGAAAUAAUAAUCCCAGUAACUGUGUGUGUUGAUGGGAUGGAGUCAACACAAGCCGUGCUAGUCUGUACUAUACAGGUGGGUAUCGUGGCACAGAUAUCAUAUCAAAAUACUUCCAGGCACAACCAGAUUUCACAGUAUUUCAAUUUACUGGCCUAAAAAAGUCCUUUACAAACUUAAUCCCGAAAUUUCAAAUUUACAACAAAUUAUAUAACGCGAAUAAAAUCAAAUAAUAAAUACAAUCAGAUAUUUGCUUCCAAAAACGAGAAAGAAUGAAGUAUCGAAAAUUCCUAAAAGUGACUUACAGCACCAAUGUUCUUAUUGUAUACAAGCUGCGACACAGUGCGUGCGAGUUUUCUAUUCUCAUCGGUCAGAAGGUGUUGAUUUAUUUCCUAUAACAGCAGCAGUCAAACACAUGUUCACAUUAAAGCGCUUCGAUCUGUUUUCAUAUUAACGGCUUACGCAGGGACUUGAAUGGCAGACGCUCCGUACAUAAUCAUUAAUAUGUUGACGUUUUCUUGUCAUUCAUUUUUACAUGUUAAUUUAGCUUUUCUGGAAGCAGUUUCCAUUGUCUUCGGUAUGGAGGAUCUUCUGCUUGCGCCGUAAAAUGUCAGGUUUUUUCUUAGUAAAUUCUAUUUUAAACACAAGGAAAUGAUCCUAAUUUGGCCUUAUUCAUUCUACAGCAAUAAACACAGCAUCAUGCAUGAGGUAAGAGCGUGAGGUCUGCAUUUUCCUUGAUUAGUUUUUUUCUGAUCUGCAUGCAGGUAAAAUAGCAUGGCGCAUUUUCGUUCCCGGUUCUCUCGGGUUGAAGAGGCGUAUCUGGGUAUGGUUUUCUGUGCCACAAGCAGUAACUUUGUGAGAAUGUUUUAACUGUUAUUAUGAAACUGCUGUUUAUACUGUAUGGUGUUUUUCCACUGUUUGUGCCUUUCAUUUUACUUCUUCACUGAAUUUCCAGUUUUCAGUCUGAGGGUUGAACAUGAUCUACAAACAAAAUUGAAAUACCACUUAGACUUGGGACUGAUUUUCUAAAAUGUUGCCUUUUUUUAAAGGAAGCACAAGUCGCUUGUUUAAACGAGAAUUGGAACGGAUAAAAUGUUUGCUUGGUUUCGUGUGACUCAUAAGUUUUAAAACUGAAAUGAGCUAUGCAUGUAUGUAAAGGUUAUAGGUUUUUGGGUGUCCUAAGAGAGGCGAUAGAAAGUAGAUCUUUUGUGGUUGUAAAUAAAGUCAUAUUUGUUCAGCACUGAACAUUGACAAAAGAUUCGAAUUCCAAAGAAACCAUCGUUUUUUUUUUCCAGUUCAUAAUGAAAUCAAUGAUGAUACUUUGCAACUGUAAUGAAUGUGCAAUGAGUAGCACUUUUAUGAACUAUAUGUUAACACCACAUAUUUAUAUUAAUAAUAAGGAUUCAAAAUGUAUACGAUUUUACACUUAUUUCUAUUUAUGAUGUAAUUGAUUGGCAGCGAAACCCCAAAACCUGAACAUUUAUAGACGUAAAUACAGUUUAUUGAAGGUCACCCAUGUGGUAAGAUAUAGUUGUCAUGCUAACUAUUCAAAAAUUCAUUUAAACUGUUUCCCUUUAUCUCGGUGGAUUACAGUGAUUACAUUUUUCUUCACAUACCAUAUCCAAUAGAGUGAGGUUCAAAAUACCAGCAUGAAACCUGGACACUGAAAUCAUCAGCACUACUCCUCAGUCAUCAGGUCAAACGAUGUAGAAUAUAUUCAAGGUGAGUAAAAAGGUCAAACUCAUACCCUGGUUUCAACUUUACACUCAACUAUUGUCAUGCCCCCAUGUCUGAAUUGUCUUUAAACAUAAUUCAUUUCUAAACUGACAUGGUUUUCAUGGUACCAGUUUGUUUACAAAGAUUUCAAGUUUUACCAUGAUGCAUUGUUACAAAUUUAAUGUCUUAAAAACUGUUUUUUAAUUUUUCACCCAUAUUCAAUGUCUCAUCCUGUUUUGUGUGUUACGUGAGACUACAUACUUUUAUAUAAAUAUUUGAUUGUAAUUUCAUAUCCGAAUCCAUUUGGAAACAAUCGAUAAUCCUCAUUAAAUUUGUAGUUGUACAAAUAAAA
This is a messenger RNA of Silurus meridionalis, 4079 nucleotides long. RefSeq names its product kelch-like family member 22 (gene klhl22). The transcript is spliced from 8 exons. Bases 129 to 2003 code for a protein of 624 amino acids. Lineage: Eukaryota; Metazoa; Chordata; Actinopteri; Siluriformes; Siluridae. Gene Ontology annotation, molecular function: protein binding. Gene Ontology annotation, biological process: positive regulation of TORC1 signaling; protein monoubiquitination; proteasome-mediated ubiquitin-dependent protein catabolic process. The record is from RefSeq and is a predicted model, not a curated record. Gene Ontology annotation, cellular component: nucleus; mitotic spindle; cytosol.